Coccinella septempunctata (seven-spotted ladybird) is the source of this 1328-nucleotide messenger RNA. Its product is annotated as myocardin-related transcription factor B. The coding region runs from base 208 to 906 and encodes 232 amino acids. Gene Ontology annotation, biological process: poly(A)+ mRNA export from nucleus. The transcript has a single exon. NCBI's taxonomy places the organism in Eukaryota, Metazoa, Arthropoda, Insecta, Coleoptera, Coccinellidae. Gene Ontology annotation, cellular component: nucleus. The record is from RefSeq and is a predicted model, not a curated record.
GACUGUUGAGGUUAUACCAAACCAAACAAGUACGGUACUCAUUGGUUUACAAUAAAUUAAGAAGCAUAUAACUCAUUAUUCAUAUCUGGUUGAAAAGUUAAUUUUUGUGUGUUUUAUUGUGUAGAGGAAUAAUUACAGUAUGCUUCCAUAAAUCCUAGGCAUAGUUUCGAACGAGAAAAAUCAUUUAACACAAGCAAGACAGAAGCAAUGGGUUUAACAAAUACUGAUAUUCUUAAGUUGAAAGUGCCAGAAUUGAAGAAAGAGUUGAAGCUUCGAGGUUUAAAUACGACCGGAAACAAAAACGAUCUACUUGAGCGGUUACAAGAAGCUUUAAAAUCCCCUGAAAUGAGCAGUGGAUCUUUAGAAUCUGACAUAUUGGAGGAUGAUCUUCUGAAUGAUGAUGACGAUGAACACCACAAUACGAGUGAAACAGUUAUAGAUUCUGAUGUAGAAAAAGUUUUGGAAGAAUCUUCAGUUACUCUUCCCAAUUUGAAACAUGAGAGCCCAAUUAGUGAGAGUUCCAAUGGUAUUGAGAAAAAAGCAAAAAAAAUAAAGCUCCAAAGGGAUAUUCCAUCAUUGGAUGAAACUCAAUCAAGUGUCAAGCCUUCUGUUAAUAGUUCUAGUGAAAAUUCGCAACCUAAAGUCAUUAAACUCACUGGAAUGAGUUUUAAAGAAAGACUUGAAAUGAGGGCUAAAAAGUUUGGUGUUGAACUACCAGGAUCUGCAAAACUCCUUGCAAGGGCUGAGAGAUUUGGAGCUCUGGAGAAUUCUUCAGAACCUAGUGAAAUAGAAAAACUCAAAAGGAGAGCUGAAAGAUUUGGAGGAUCGGUUGCCAAAACAAUGACCAAGUUGGAGAUGAAAGAAAAAUUAGAAGCCCGAAAAGCUAGAUUUGCUGCAAGUAAAUAAGAACUGAAACUGAACUCCAACAGUUAAUUUAUCAAGUGAGGUAUUGAUCAUAGACACUUUAAUUUUCUCUUUUAAAAGUUAACAGAAAGGUAGUAUUUCCAUGUAUACUAUGAUUUUGCUUCCUAAGUUUUGUGAAAUUAUUGGUUGGAAUAAUAUUGUCAUCAUCAGUGAAUAAAUCUAUUCAUGCAUUUAAUCUAGUUUAAUAUUAUUUUGUAAUACUAAGGAUAACUUUUUAUAUUCAUUGUUCAUACAAUUAUUUUUAAUUUUGAGAACAUUAGCUGGAAAUAAUGUCUAGAAGUUCAUGUUCCACAUUCUAAUUCAAAGUUAUGAAUAAUCCACAAAUUUGGAAUCAAUAAAUUCGAAUUCUUUUAUAUGAUCACACUGUUAUUCAACUGAACAAUAAAUUGGUAUCAAAAUUAAAA